ACUAACCACUCUUAGCUGUUGACGUCCUUUGAUGGGGUUUAUCCGGAAGUCUCACUGCACAGCUCAGCAUACAUUUAUUUCAGCUAAUUUUAAAGUUGUAAAAUCCAUCCAGACAGAGUUUUGGGGUAGCUUUUGCAUCAUGUCUCAUCAGACUGGUAUCAAACCUUCCCCUGAACUGGCUGAAAUAAUUGCAGUAGCCAAAGACAUACAAGGAAGGACAAGAGCAUUAAAGGUGAUAAUUGUCAAUGAGCAAUUGGAGCUAGCAGAGAAAUGUGAUGUCAGAGGCACAUGGGAAGCUGAUUUUGAUGCCGUGAUACAGCCACUGCUGGAAGAGAAGACACCCUCCUACAUCCUGUACCGGACGGACAACCAAGAUGAUAAGGGAUCAUACAAGUGGAUCUUCAUCCCCUUCAUCCCAGAUAAUAGUCCAGUUCGUCAGAAAAUGUUGUAUGCUAGUACAAAAGCAACAAUGAAGAGGUCUUUUGGAGGAACUAGUCAUAUAGAUGAGGAACUUCCAGGCACAACAAAGAAUGAGGUGUCCUUUGAAGGCUAUAAAAAGCACCUGGAAAUGAAGGCUGCUCCCGGUCCUCUGACGGAGGCAGAAGAGGAGGCUAAGCAGGUGAUGGAAAUGGAAACCAGAUCAGAUAUUGGUGUGGACACCAAGAGUCAGACAUUACCCGGUCUUGCCUUCCCUGUAGAGGAAGCUGCCAUUCAGAGGAUAAAGGAGGUCAGAGCGCUCAAAAACACCUAUGUACAGCUGUUGAUCGAUGCCAAAGAGGAGGUUAUCAGGUUAGCAAACUGUGACCAUACGAACGUGGAUUCUUUGCCAUCUAGAGUGCCUGAUGAUAGCCCGAGGUAUCAUCUCUUUGUUUUCCCGCACACGUAUGAAGGAGAUAAUCUCAACAGCAUAGUGUUCAUCUACACAAUGCCUGGCUACAAGUGCCCUGUUAAAGAAAGGAUGUUGUACUCGAGCUGUAAGGCUCCGUUCCUGUACAGCUUGGAGCAGAUGGGUUUCGAGCUGGCAGCCAAGAUUGAGAUUGGAGACCGCGAUGAACUGACGGAAGAGUUUCUUAUGAGUGAAGUGCAUCCUAUAAGAAUGGUUCACAAGCCAAAGUUUAGCAAACCUCAGGGACCAGCAGGAAGGAGAGGUCAAUCACGGGUCACCAAUACUAACAAAUGAAUAAGUUAUUGAAAGAUGUUUUUAUGCAUUGAAUACCGGUGUGUUUUGAGCUGAGGAUGAGUAUACCUAUAAACUAGUACCUAGAAGUUAACCACAGUUCAUUGUAUCCGAAAACAGUUUUACAAUUCCAAAACAACGUCCAUCUUCUGAAGAGAGUUUGAAUCAUGUCUAGAAAUUAUUGUUACUUCUCUUUAUUCUUAGCCCACAGUGUAACUUAUCUUUAUUCUAAAUCUACAAUGAAUCGUGGGAUUUAUAUGUACAUAUUAUUCUAUUUCCUCAUUUCACGUAUGUUGUUCCUGUGAAUGAUUAAAUUUACAGUGUAUUUCAUAAUAGCAGUCACUGUAUAUUUCCUUCAGAUAUAAAAAGGUCCUUUAUCCCAGAACUUGCUUUUAUUGCUAUUUUAUAGAGCAGUAGUAAGGUGAAUAAGACCGAACGUUAGGCACUUUGGAGGUUUUGAAACCAAAUUGGUGGUGUAUACAGUAUUAGAGAUCAGGCUCAUUUGUAAUUAAAUAAUAUAGUGUUGUAUUGUUAAUCUCCCAUGUCAAGCAGUUGCAGUAGUGAAACUUAAGUACUGAUGGCAUUGGCAUAUAUUUCUCCCUUCAUGCAUCCACAUUAUAAGUUGAUUAAAUGAUUCUUGUAAUUGUAAUUAUCUGUAGUGUUGGAGCAAAGACCGGUCCAUUAGGCAAAAUGGUGAUUAAGUUUUGAAAAGUACCGGUAUGUGUGCAAAAUGUAGUUGUAUCGUUUGUUGUUAAUACAGAAUAUAAUAUAACUUUUAAAUCAUUUUAGCGAAACAGAAUUGUGGCAUAUUGUAACAAGAUUAAUGUCUGUAGAAAGAAGGGGAGAACAUAGCCAAAGCAUACAUUAACCUUGAAAAAGUAGAGAAAACUCACUGAAAAGUACAAAACUCUCAAUCUCUCUCUCUCUCUUUGAUAUAAGAUAUAACCAAAGCAUACAUGAUGCAUCAUCUUGAAUAAAGUAUAGUAUUACUAUUUCCUGUUUUUCUUCCAGGAAAUAAAGAACAAUGGGAAUAAGUAUUGUCAUAACAAUGCAAGAAAGAAAAAUGCUGUAAUGCUUUGAACUUACACAAAGUAUUUGUAUAACUUUUCUCAGUUAUGUCUUCUUAUCAGUUUGAAUUUCUUGCGUGGAAUCUUUUCUUUCAUUUAUAUACAUAUACCAUUAAAGGUAUAGACCAGUUCUGGUCAUGCCAUUGCAUUGUGAAAGAAACGUUGUGGAAUCGACCAGAAAAGGUUGAUCAUCUAGCAUAUAACUUUUGGUGUGUACUGCAAGGUUCUGGAAUCAUCAAUCAAAAUGAUAAGAAAUUUGGCCCUAGUCUUGGUAAAGUUACAAGCACUGUACACAAAAAGAUGUAUAUGGGACUACCCUAUAUCUAUCCAGUCCAGAUAGAUAUAAUUAUUUACCAAAUAUAUCAAUUAGUAGGCGGUUUCCCGGCAAAAUUUGUAUCAUUAUAUAUUAAUCAAAACAUAUUCUUUCAGAUGAUUGGCAAUAAGAGCUUCCAUUUCAUUUUUUGAAAUGGAGGCGUUUCCAAAACUGGUCUUUACCUUUAAUACCCAGCCUCAAUCCUUAAAAUACUUGUUACUGAACGGAGUAAGACCCCAUGUGGUAUACUUGUUUAACGUGUGAGAUGAAGUUAUAAGCAAUGUAAAUGUGUAAUACCAAGAUUGCCUUGGGAUAGUAUGGGAUAUCAGGUUAAUAAAACUACUGAUUUAAUCAUUUUCUUAUUCAAGAAAAGAUGUAAAAUAAAUUUUAUAGAAUUUACAGAAUUUUGUAGAACGUUGCUUUUAAUUAUUAUUAAGCAUGAAUAAAGCACAGAUAGUGAA
Molecule: messenger RNA, 3018 nt
Organism: Strongylocentrotus purpuratus (purple sea urchin)
Lineage: Eukaryota; Metazoa; Echinodermata; Echinoidea; Camarodonta; Strongylocentrotidae
Product: twinfilin-1-like
Exons: 9
Coding region: 32-1180 (382 amino acids)
Biological process (GO): positive regulation of neuron projection development; barbed-end actin filament capping; actin filament depolymerization
Cellular component (GO): myofibril; cytoplasm; actin filament
Molecular function (GO): actin monomer binding; actin filament binding
Source: RefSeq, a predicted model, not a curated record